Messenger RNA from Oncorhynchus nerka (sockeye salmon), 2367 nucleotides. RefSeq names its product zinc finger protein 239-like. The coding region runs from base 777 to 1715 and encodes 312 amino acids. Gene Ontology annotation, biological process: regulation of transcription by RNA polymerase II. Lineage: Eukaryota; Metazoa; Chordata; Actinopteri; Salmoniformes; Salmonidae. The record is from RefSeq and is a predicted model, not a curated record. The transcript has 2 exons. Gene Ontology annotation, molecular function: DNA-binding transcription factor activity, RNA polymerase II-specific; RNA polymerase II cis-regulatory region sequence-specific DNA binding.
AGAAGCAGACGCUGCUCUUGUCAGCCAUCUCGUUAGCUUGCUAGCCAACAUAGCCGAAACAUUUGAGCCCAUUAGACACGUUCAGUGACGGUUAGCCACUGUGUUUUAAACCCACUUCUGUCGUAUCUACUAGUUACCCAAUUUACUGUCAUAUGUACGCUGUUGCUGUUAGUUAGCUAGCUGGCUUGUGUAACAGUAUAUUUUUAAACCGUCCCCUCGCCCAUACCCGAGCGCGAACCAGGGACCCUCUGCACACAUCAACAACAGUCACCCUCGAAGCAUCGCUCCACAAAAGCCGCGGCCCUUGCCGAGCAAGGGGCACUACUACUUCAAGGUCUCAGAGCAAGUGACGUCACCAAUUGAAACGCUAUUUAGCGCACACCGCUAACUAAGCCGUUUCACAUCCGUUACACUUGUUAAAUUGGCAAUAGCACUAGGCUAGUCGCUAAUUCUAACUAGCUAGCUAAGUGACAUCCUCGACCACGAGUUCACUGAGUUACUUGCACCCCGCUAAAGAAGAGGAGGCAUGCUGGGCGGAGGAAGAAGCUCUCGUGAAAGCGGAGAGGAGGCUGUUAAACAAGAAGAAGAGGAGGCAUGCUGGGCGGAGGAAGAAGCUCUCGUGAAAGUGGAGAGGAGGCUGUUAAACAAGAAGUAGAGGAUGAGGCUGUUUCAGUAGACAUUUCAGUGAAAGAAGCUUUCAGAGUGAAAGAGGAGGAUAUUAAUGUGAAAGAAGAGGAGGAGGAUGCGGUUUUUGUAGUGAAAGGAGGAGGGGGAGGAUGACUGACAAAGAAGUUUUGGAAUUGAAGGAGGGGGAGAUUGUCACAUUAGAGGAGGCUGGAGAUUUAAUGAACACCAGAGAGAGGCCAGACUCUCGCUCUGACAGCGGGAAGAGUCCUUCAGGGGAACCAGACCCAGAGACGCCCAAACCAGCGGGACGACAACACCCCACCUCCCAUUGUGGAAAGAGUUUUAAGAGGUUAUGGACACUAAAAGAGCAUGGGAGAACACACACAGGAGAAAAGCCUAACCACCGCUCAGACUUUGGGAAGAGGUUUUGCCAGAUAGACAGCCUGAAACGACAUAAGAGAAUACACACAGGAGAAAAUCCUCACCACUGCUUCCAGUGUGGCAAGGGUUUUACCCAUUUAUGUUACCUGAAAAUACAUGAGCGAAUACACUCUGGAGUGAAGCCUCAUCACUGUUCCCAAUGUGGAAAGAGUUUUACCCAUUCAGGGAGCCUGAAAAAACACGAGAAAACACACUCAGCAGAGAAGCCCUAUCACUGCUCCCAGUGUAGAAAAAUAUUUAUCAGUUUAUGGCACCUGAGAUCGCAUGAGAGGGCGCACACAGGAGAGAAGCCAUAUCACUGUUCUCACUGUGAAAAGAGUUUUACCCAGUUAGGGAACCUGAGAACACAUGAGUGGAUACACACACGUGAAAAGCCCUACCAGUGCUCCUUGUGUGGAAAGAGUUUUACCCAGUUAGGAAACCUGAACCAGCAUGAGAGGACACACACAGGAGGGGAUAAGGCCUACCACUGCUCCCAGUGUGAAAAUAGUUUUACCCGGUUAAGGCAUCUGAAUAAGCACGAAAGAAUACAUACACAGGAGGAGAAGACAUACCACUGCUCUCAGUGUGGACAGACAUUUUCCCAGUCAGAGGACCUGAAAUCACAUGAGAGAAUAGAGAGGCUGUGUUCUGACUUAUGUUUUUGAUUGAGAAUGUGUUUUUGUUUAUGCCACACAAAACCAAAAUUGUAUGUAUGAAAGCUUUUGGAAAAAAAUAAUAGGUCUACUUUUUAUUUUUUUAUCGAGACCACGAUCAUAUAUAGAAAAUCUGAUAUUAACAUUUUGUUUUGAUUAGGAACUUUGAUUGAUUGGAUGGUAUCAAUCCUUAGAUGUUCAUUUGAUGAUAUUUCAAAACGUAAACAAUGAAGUAGAUUUAUUGGAAGUUGCAUUUCUUUGUUUUAACCUUAAUCUCUUGAAUGUAGUUGUUUCAUGUCAUUCAUUUGUGUACGAUUCAUCAAGCUAAAAUGUGAUGACGUAGUUCUGAUGACAUUAAGUUGUUGACAUGAAAAACAUUCACGACCUCGUGAAUAUUCCCAUUAGUACUAUUCCACCAUGUCAGAGAAAACUCAGGUGUUGAUUGUAAAAAGGAUUUGAUUGAUGCAAAAUAUUGUGUUUGAAAAUGUUUUAACGUGGAACACCAAUAGAUCAUUAUAUACAUCUACAUGAUGUAUUGUUACACCAUACAGGAGCAGUAUAGACCUAGUCUGUUCAUUAUAUACAUCUACAUGAUGUAUUGUUACACUAUGUAGGAGCAGUAUAGACCUAGUCUGUUCAUUAUAUACAUCUACAUGAUGUAUUG